AUGGUCACGAGCGUUGCAACAACAGCAGCGAAUCAACACCACAGCAUCAUCUCCGCGACGAGCAUCCACAAUGGUGGCAACAAUAAUAAUAGCACCAGCAGCAAUGGCAGCAAUAGCACCAACAACAAUGAUAGCGGUAACAAUAGUGCGAACAAUCUGAAGCGAAGCAGUAUGCGGCUUAUCGCGACUCCGAACGUCGCGAGUUCAACUGCUUUGGCAGUUCCGUCAACUCCGACGGUGGCGGGAAGUGCGGGCAGUGGUGGUGGUGGUGGCGGUACACCAACGACACCUGCACCGACGGCAGCAUCAUCAUCAACCACCACAACGGCGACUGCGGUCAUUGACACGGUUGCCUCAACCGUGUCCUAUCACCGACGACCAUAUCCGGAUGCAGCACUAAAGGAGGAUGUACGGUACAACGGUACAGCAUCGCUGACUGGAAACGGUGGUGGAGGAGGAGGUAACGGAGGUCCCGCCGGGAGUAAUUUGCAUCCCGCACUACAGCAUCAGCACAACGGCAAGCCCUCCACUGGGGGCGGUACCGCCAAUGGCAACAGUGGAUCCACCGGCAACACUCCAACGUCCGGAGGUCCCUCGUUGGCGAUGAUGCUGCUGAUGGGUGGAGCGCAGCAUAGCAACGGCAGUAGCAAUGGCCACCACACGCCAACGCCCCCGAACGGGCCCGGCGGAACGAACGGCAACAGCAUUCUGACGCAGGCUGGCCUCGAGGAGUACAGUCGGUCGUACUACGAGCAGACGACGAUGUACCACCACCAGAAGCAGUCGUCUUACGCCCAGUCGGAGGGCUACCACAGUUACGUUUCCAGCUCGGACUCCAGCUCGACGCCGUUCCUCGAUCGAUUGCGCCAGGACAGUGAGCUGCUUCUAUCGCGAUCGUCCCACAACUGGUCCCAGCAGGACCUGCAGCAGCUGGCGUCCUCGACGAGCAGCAGCAUCGGCGAUAAUCACAGCUCGGCGGAAAGCAACAGCUCCUCGACGGAGACGCUCAAGUGGCUCGGCUCGAUGAGCGACGUGUCCGUGGCGAGCCAUGCCACCAGCACCUCCGCGCUAUCCAGUGCCGGUUCAACCUCGCAGCUGAUCGCGCACAGUUCGCGCGUCCGGACACCGCAGCGGCACAAUUCCGAGAGCAUCCUGUACAUGUCGAACGAUGACCAAUCCACGCUCGGCGGUGUGUCCCAGUCGACGGGCUCGCUGCAUCACUCUCACAUGCUGACGCAUCGCUCGCAGCAGCAGCAGCAGCCACAUAACGUCCACCAUCACCGACUCCAGCAGCAGCAACACAACCGACACAGUCAUUUGGUCACGAACGGUGCCAGCGGCAACAAUCAUUCACCUUCGACCACCGUCUCGUCCGGUGGGACAGGAGGAUCAUCCCAAACGUCGACGGCGACAACCACAAUCACGACGUCGUCUACAGGGGGCGGGCCUGCGCAACAACCUUCGCCCACGGGAUCCACCACGACGCAAUCGUCCGGUUCCGCGCCGAACACUCGCUCUAGUCGUAGCAAUAAUCGAUUGUUUCCUAUCAGCACAUACACGGAGCCGCCCGGCAGCGGCAACGGGACUGCCGGAACUUCCGCCAACGGAUCGAUGGUCGAUUUCAAACAACUUAAUACUCACAACUGGCAGUCAGUGGCGGAUCGGAUAAACGAGCUGGAAAAGCACCAACAGCAGCAGCAGCAACAUCACGGCAUCAACCAGCAUAGCAGUAGCACGUCCAACCUAAAUGGAAGUAGUAUCGGUGGCACCGCAAGCAACAAAAAUCAUCUCAGUCAACUGAACUUGGCGGCAGCUGCUGCGGCCGCCGCAGCAUCCACGCCCAGCCCGCUCACGCCGCCUGGCAAGCAAAGGUACACCUACUUCGAUCCGAGUAAAACGCACCGCAUUUCGAACCCCUCGCUGAAGGCCUUCCAAAAGAACGCCGUCAUCUCGUACUUCGAGCGGCAGCAGCAGCACGCCCGCGAGAGUAUCCACCAUCGGCCGAACUCGCUGAACCUAUCGACGAGCUCCGGAGGCAGCAGCCACUCCGGGGGAGGAUCCCCCGGGUCGACGUCAAACUCGCCGCAGUCCGGAUCGAUGAAGGCGCACCCGGGUGGUGCUUCGCCGGCGGUGUCCUCUGGCGUAACGUCUCACUCGCAACGUUCCUCAAUAUCCAGUGCGUACUCGUCGGCCGCCGGUAGUAUGAUGGAGCUGUCGAAUGGAUCACUUUCGAUGGGAAGCUACUCGCCACCAAGUAGCUUAGCCGUGCAGCAACAGCUCGAUAAGCUGGCCGUGAACAAUUUGCGUAAUCAGCUCGCGUCGGUGCACACGAUGAACCUACUGAACAAGGUUGUUGUUCCUGCGAGCCCCGGCGUUCAUUCGCAACAACAUUCACCUCUUGCCGAACAGCUUCAACAACAUCACCUUCAUCAUCACCAUCAACAGCAGCAACAGCAGCAAAUGAUCAGCAAUGCUACAUUAAUACUCUCAUCCUCAGUUGUACCAACCAAUGGGUUGCCAAGUGUUCCGGGGGUCGAAGCACAUUCGAUGCAUGAUAGUCAUGAUAUGAUCUCUACUUUAGAUGGCGCUCCACCACCACCGCCUCCUCCGAGAAACCGUGCCUCAAUGCUACCUAUAGGCAGUACGGGGCCGUAUCCUUCCGCCCAUAUGGCUACCGUAAGAAGAACAUCAUCUGCAUCGGAGUACUCGUCAAUUCGUGAUAAACUGAUCCAACAACGUCAACAGCUGUCAAAGGACCUCCUGGGGCCAAUGAUCAUGGGCCCGAUCAUUGCGCUGGACGAUUGGGUACCGGAACGACCUCCCAAAAACCCAAUGCUACGGAUACCUAGUCCUGAGCUACCACCUCCUCCGCCGGUGAUGACACCGACAGAGGACGUCCUGCUGAUCAAUCAGGACGAACCACUGCCACCACCUCCGCCGGAGCUGCUGCGUCACAUGCGCCAACUGAGCGAUUCCGGCGAUUGUCGAUCGAAUUCCGCAAGCCGACGGAACAGUUUCGCCGGGCAGACUAACAAAAAGAGUCUCUACCGAGCGUCCACAUUUGAGAACCUCUCGCCAGUGAACUCCCCCCCGGCGGUUCCGCAGUUGCCAAGAAACGUUGAACACAUUGUUGCACCUCCUAUGGUACCGAAGAAGCCCCACCAACCUCAGCAGCAGCAACAACAGCAACCACUGUCUCCGUCGGAUGGUGGAAGUAUGAGUGUUCUACGGCGACCAGCUUCCAGUAUGGCCAAAACGCAAACGGUUCCUUCGAUGGCUUCCGCCACAUCCACCAUGAAUGGUGGCGGAAUGCAGAUGCCAAUGCACCACCAUCAACAUCACCAGCAUCACCGACAUUCGCAUCAACUGGCCAGUGGUAGGCAAGGGCAAGACCACCAAAACCAUCGCCUAUCGCUACCCUUGCAGCAGCAGACGGCUCAAGUGACACAGUCACAUUCGGGCAUGGUGAUGAUUCCUGCUCCGCAACAACAGCAGCAGCAGCCAGCGUUCGUUGCCGGUCGUCAGUCGGAUACACGCAUCUCCGUCCGUAAGCGAACACACAACUCGCAACAGAUACCGGUCUCCGAGUAUCUUCUCAAGAUGAAUGGGGCGGCGUUGAACGGCACAACUCCGCCGCCACCGUUGAAGCCCCGCAUGCCAGUGCAGCCGCUGGCCGAUUGCAAUGGGCAGCAGCAAUUUAUCCAGCAUCACCAUCAACAACAACAGCAGCAGCUUCAGCAUCAACAGCAGCUACAGCAGCAUCAUCAACUCAUCUCCAUGGGAAGCAAAAGUUGCACGAGCAAGGACUAUCACAUCUAUCACGUCACUAGUCCUCCCGAGGUUGUGAUCGAAAAGGACUCAGGUGAAAAGCGGGUGCCACUUGCAUCGGUGUACUCGCUCAACUGUCGACAGGGAGGAUAUGCGAUCAGUAGCGACGACGAGGUAGACGACGUCAGUGCAACCGAUGAUGGCGGGGAGGGUAAUAUGUCCUCUUCCACCUGUUCGGUCGCAUCGUCUUCCUCCUCUUCUGCCGGGACGCGACAUUGGUUUGAAGUCUUGAGCCCGAAGAUUCACAUUCCUUUCAAGAAAAAAACGAUGGCAGUAAUGAGCAACUCCAAGGCUUCGUACCUGCCGAGGCAGCCGCGUGAUAAGCUGCACUCCGACCCGGACCAUGGCAGCUAUAAGCUAACGUUGACCUCGAACGAGGACUGCAUCAACCAUGGCAGCAACACCACCACUGGAAGCAGUGCUAGCAGCGGUGGCAGCGGGGACGUUUUCCCGGAGGAGAUCAUCACCUCGCCGAAAUGCAACCUUCCGGAUGUGCUUCCGGCCGGCGUGAAAUAUUCCCUUUACUCGAACAACAACAACAACAACACCAGUAUGAACAACAACAACAACAAUAUCAACAAUCAUCAUAACGGGCACAAUGGCAAGAUGAAGCAUGCGGCGGGGCCACACUCGGCGCCGAUCAUUGCAACCGCGAACAGCCUCAAGUCGCUGUUCAACUUCAACGGCUCGUCGCAGACGUCCGUCGCUUCCAGUGAUCCUGCGAAGGAGUCAACGGCGGCAUCUCCGCCCUCCCUCUACAACGGCAACAGUAGUCCCCCGUUGGCCCAGAUCCAGGCAACGUCCCCCAAGUACACCUCCCAGUCGUCGUUCGACCUGAAGAAAAUGCAAAUCCUCGAAUCGCUCAACGGAUCUUCCACCGACGGUGGCCAGUGCAAUGGCUACCAGCUGUACAACGGCGGCACUGGACACGCCGGAACCGCUGGAAUCCUGGGCCUUCCGACUACGACCAACAGUGGCGCCACCGCUACCCUCACCUCGAUCGCUUCCAUCAACCCCACCACGGAUGGCGAGGCCGAGGAACCGCAGCACCCGGCGUGCGUCGCCGACGAUGGUAUCCCGCCACCGCUGCCCUCCACUCCUCUGCCGGUACUGAACGGCACUAGCACCGGCCACCUCUGGCCGGCGGCGCCAACUGUAAAUAAUUGCAAUGAAAAUCCAGAAAAAUCGACCAAUUUUGAACCGCACCAGCAAUGGAACGGGUUGGUCGGGUUGGACCACCAAUACCACCACCAUCACCACCACCACUACCACCAGCAUCACCUGCAGCAACAUCACGCAAAUACCGUUGCGUCUGCGUCCGCCCAAACAGCAGCAUCCACGGUGGGACCGUCGGUAGAGGGAUCGGUAACGCCGUUGCCUACGGCACCCGAGUGCUCCACGCAGCACGUCAGUGAAGUUUCGUCCGUCGGUUCAGUCGCACACGACGAUGCGCCUGCGUUGUCGUCGGUUGACGCAGCACCAGCUAAUAAUACAGCCACAACAACUACUACUGCUACCACCACCACUGCAGCAACCGUCGCCGCCGUGGCCAAAGAGGAAGGAGAAGGAGAAAGUCGUAGCACCAAAUCAGCGGUGGUAUCAUCAUCGUCGUCAUCUGAAACGGCCGGGUCCGGCGUUGUUGUGAACAACGGUUUGGACGGUAGAGAUAAUAAUCACGUCGGUGCCGGUGACUCACCACCGUACCCGCCGGCACUAGAACGUGUCACGAAGGAGAUUAAUUUCACUGCCACAAGCCUCCCGGUGGAUCACCACAACAACACCGAAGCCGGUGGUGGCAAGUCCGUGGCGCAGGUCCAGCAACUGCUGCAGCGAACCGAGAUCGUACUACGCGUCCAGGCGCCAACCUCCGAAGCGGCUUCGCAAACCGAAAACAACGCCGACGGCCUGCUGCAACCGAACGCGCUUCUUGGGCUUGCCCUAGCCGAGCUUACCAUCGUCCCGGCCACGGCCGCCGUGCACUCCUCCAGUCCGGAGUCGACGGUUCGAAUUUCGAGCAUCAGCCACGGUACGCAAUCGGCAACCGCAACGGUGGCCACAUCGACCUCCAGCAGCCCACUGCCCGGCCCAUCGCCCACACCCGGCAGCCCCGGAAAAGAGAACCGCUUCUUCAACGGUUCACCGCCGCUGCCGCAAACGCCACCGCCGCCGGCACCGCGUAAGCUUCACCCGGAAGAGAUCGACUGUGACAAACUGUCGCACGAUCUCGUCAGCCAACUGUCCCCGUCCGAUAAGCUGCACACCAUACUGGCGCCGAAAACAUUCAAAUCCUCGUCGGACUACGUGUCCGACCUGUUCAACAUACAGAUUGCGCCCCGGCCGCUCAAGAAGGAUGCAUCGACCGCAACGCCAACGGAAGGUGGCGGUCCACAGAAAAGCCCGCUCGAUAUUCUGACGUCCAGCUCGACCUACUUUCAAAUUUCGGAACCGAAGGCCAAGCUGAUGGCGCGCUACAGCCGCGAGAUGACCCUGAUCAACGGUGAUUGCUGUGAUCUGACCAAGAAGAAGGAGGAACUUGUCCAACGUCUUGGCAAAAAGCUACUAGUCCUGACGAACGAACAGACGAGCAUCGCAGAGGAGAGCAACGCCAACGAUCUGCUCGGCAACGAUGUCGCGCUGAAGGUGACGCAGAAGGUGCGCCCAACCGACGCCUCCAAGUUCCGCUCGUACGUCGAUGACGUCGGUUACAUCACGAUGCUACUCCUGUCCCUGUCCGGCCGGUUGGCCCGUACCGACAACGCACUGCACAGCAUUGAGUCGAACCACCCGGACAAGAAGAUCCUGGAAGCGAAACGGGAACGACUGCUCGAGCAGCUGGACGAAGCGAAGCAGCUGAAGGACGACAUCGAUCGGCGUGGGGCGAUCAUCGCACGCAUCCUCGAGCAGGCCCUCACGAUCGAGGAGUACGCCGACUACGACUACUUCAUCAACAUGAAGGCGAAGCUGAUCGUUGACUCGCGCGAGAUCGCCGACAAGAUCAAGCUCGGCGAGGAGCAGCUGGCGGCGCUAAAGGACACGCUGGUGCAGAGCGAAUGUUAGCCUUAAGGGGGAAGGAAGGGGGAUCGAUUCUUAAGCAAAUGCUAGUGUCUAGUAGUGAUGAGGGUCACCGUGAUUUUAAAAUGGGUUAAACGGUAAACGGGCCAGCUACCAAAAACCUCAACCUUUGUUCCCUUUGCGAUGUACGGGGGGAAAGGGAAGCAGCGGUGCCUGUGUACGGCCGUCCCACUGUCGAUGUAUGUUUGGCUGUUUGUUCUUUUCUCUCGAAUAUUUUAAGUGGUUCUGUUCAAUGUGUGUAUGUGUGUUGCAAGGAAGAAAAAAAAUUGAGAUAAGGCAAGAAGAAAACAUUUGAUGAUUAGAGUCCAGCGACCCGUAGGUAGCUUCCGAAUACCAGAAUGGUGGAAGUGAAGGCAUUUUUCCGGUUUUUGUACAUAAAAAACACACAUACACACAAACAAACAGAUACACAUAGGUCUGAUAAUCCUUUCUGUAAUUAGUCAAACUUCCUGCCCGUCUGCUUCUUAGGAUAACGCGCAUAGUUAUAUGAUUCUCUUUGUACGCUUCAAACUCCUUACUUUUAUUCAUAUUUUGACUUUCAAAUGUAUUACAACGAAGAAAGAAUUUUCUUUAAAAAAACACACACACACCUUUUCAUCGCUACCCUGUACGGUUAUUCCCUUAACGGAUCAAGUUCUUGCAUUUCAACGGAGAGAAGUUGAAAUUCAAAGAGUGUUGCACCGCUUUCCACCACCCUUCUGUCCUCGUUUUAUACCCGGUAUGGAGAAGUCAUUUUUUUCAUUGCAUAGUAAAAAAAGAAGAUUGCACCAUGGUUUGUUUGUUUUUGGAGAAAUCCUUCCUCUUUUCCAACCCGCUACGAAAAACCAUCCUAUGAUCCUUCCUUCCGGUGUGUUGUGUUCGUUCGUUCUUCGUAUAAAGGAUAGCAUUUUAUUCCCGAUCCAGAAUGUUUUGCCUACCGUCGUCGCCUACUGAAGCGUUGCCACGACACGGGGAAAAGAAUAGAAACAUACGAUAUGGUGCUUACAAUCGUUUACUUAAAAAAAGCAUUGGGGUCACAGUAGGCGAGAAGGCUAAUCUAUUCGAAAUAGUUUGCUACGGGGCGGAAGGAUAUUCGUUAUCAGAAAGCUAACAAGAAAUGAAAUCGAGAAGCGCUCGAAACAAGUUUUCGAACGUGGUGAAAGAAAUCGAAACGGAAGAUAAAAAAACUAGCAUUGCUUGUGUGGUUUUGUGCAUUGUGUUAGCGCAUAGGCUUAUAAUCAUACUCUAUUGUGUUACGCGGUAUCCUUAAGGGUGUUUAGAGGGAAAAACGAAAGGGCGAGAAAAAAUGUUUGGCAAGUAUAAAAAAGCAGGCGCCAAUCGAGGAGAGAGACACAAGCAGAAGGAGAAUCAAAAGAAGAAAGAGAUAUUGUGAUUUUAUGGAAACUAUUUUUUAAUCGAUCGUCCUAUGCAAAUCAAUUAUAAUUAUGCACUUAGACUUAGGGAGCAUAGUUUUAUAAACUACUUAAAAAGAUCCGAGCAGCGUGUCUGUGUGCGCGUACGUGUGUAUGAUAGAGGAAAAGUCGAGAACAAGAGAGAACUGAGAGAAGGCGAACCGUAAAAACGACACAUUAUACUAGCAAUUCCGCCGGAUUUGAUGCCGGCGAUGCUAUUUAGCUUUGUUUUUGUUUCAUCUUACCUAACUUGGAUUUUAUUUACACUACACUAUUAUUAUUAGUAUUCGUAAACAUAAUUUGCCGAUCGCGAUCGUGCGUUUUUUUUUUUUCGUAGAGCGAGGAUCCCGUUUAAUAUUAUUAGUCCAGUCCACUAGACCCUUACCUAUUUUUUGCGUGUUUGCAUGUGCGUGUGUUUGUUUGCAUCAGUCGACGAUGAAAUCGUCCCCGAAUUUGAAGAUCUUCCGGGACCAGGCAAUAUCAUUAGCUCCUUGCUGUUGGAUUAAGUUGUAAACGGAGUGUCCCGCUUUCGAUUCCUCUUCUCUCCAUUCCGAUUCUUCCUCUUUCCGUGUAGCGUGUAAUUGAAGCAAUUAAAUGAAGGAAAGCAAACGUUUACUUAUAAUCUUAUAUUCAACACCCAACACACUCUCGCUCUCCUCCCAUACACCGGCAAGAGAA
Molecule: messenger RNA, 8969 nt
Organism: Anopheles coustani
Lineage: Eukaryota; Metazoa; Arthropoda; Insecta; Diptera; Culicidae
Product: protein Shroom
Exons: 12
Coding region: 1-6885 (2294 amino acids)
Biological process (GO): actin filament organization
Cellular component (GO): apical junction complex; adherens junction; apical plasma membrane
Molecular function (GO): actin filament binding
Source: RefSeq, a predicted model, not a curated record